Penaeus chinensis is the source of this 573-nucleotide messenger RNA. RefSeq names its product holotricin-3-like. Lineage: Eukaryota; Metazoa; Arthropoda; Malacostraca; Decapoda; Penaeidae. The transcript has 3 exons. The coding region runs from base 23 to 481 and encodes 152 amino acids. The record is from RefSeq and is a predicted model, not a curated record.
CAGCUUCCAGCUGAAGUUCAACAUGGCUCGCAACGUGGCAGUGACCUCCCUCCUCGUGGCUCUGUGCCUCAUAGCAGCAGUUGCUGGACACCACACGUACGGCAUUGGGGGACACAGACCUGUUGUCCACGGCAGUGGGGUGCUCGGUGGUGUUCACGGAGGUGUCCACGGAGGUGUCCAUGGAGGUGUUCACAGCGGUGUCCUCGGGGGUGUCCACGGAGGCAGUGUUCAUGGCGCAGGUCUCGUAGGCUCUGGCAUCCAUGGCGCAGGUCUCGUAGGCUCUGGCAUCCAUGGCGCAGGUCUCGUAGGCUCUGGCAUCCACGGCGCUGGAUCCUUCAACACCGCUCAUUACCCUGGUCUUGUGCCUGGUUACAGCUUCUACGACCAGAGACCCGUGCUCGGAUACAACACCUGCAAGUACUGGUGCAAGAGUAAUUAUACCAACAAGUACUACUGCUGCCAGCGACCUUACCAAGGAUAGACUCAGAAUUUUCUAUGAAAUGUAUUUAUUUGUUGAAAGUCUGCCAAAGCAUCAGAAAUUAUUUACCCAAAAAUUAAACUUAUUUUCACGAA